AUGUCCCAAACUUGGCAGCCACCCAAAGACUACCGCGAACGCCCUGUUGCCAUUCUUGGCGCAGGCGUUCUUGGACGUCGCAUUGCGUGCAUUUGGGCAUCGGCAGGAUACAAGGUCCAUGUCCGGGACCCUAGCCCGGAGCAACGUGCGGACUGCGUCGCCUACGUCGAAGAAAAUGUAGCCUCGUACGCAGAGAAAACCGGCAAGGCGCACGGCCAAGCCAAAGCGUUCGAGAAGCUGGAGGAGGCUGUCAGCAAUGCAUGGCUCAUCAUUGAAGCUGUUCCUGAAAAGAUCCAGCUGAAAAUCGAUACCUUUGCAGAGCUUGAUAGGCUCGCACCUGCUGACUGCAUUUUGGCCUCGAACUCGUCAUCAUACAAGUCCUCUGAAAUGCUGGCCAAGGUCUCUGAACCAGCCAAGGCUCGCAUUUUGAAUAUGCACUACUACAUGCCCCCCCAGGUCAUGGUGGUGGAGCUCAUGACUGAUGGCUUCACUGAGCCAGCUAUCUUUCCAUUCUUGGUUGAUUGUUUAAAGGAAGCUGCAACUAUUCCCUAUGUUGCCCGGAAGGAAUCCACUGGCUUCAUUUUCAACCGUCUCUGGGCGGCAGUUAAGCGUGAAGUUAUGACCAUCCUCGCGGAGGAGGUUUCCGUUCCUGAAGAAAUCGACUCGAUGUGGACUGAGAUGUUCAUCAAGGGCGCUGUCACCCCUUGCAAGACCAUGGACAAUGUUGGCCUUGACACUGUUGCUUUCAUCGAGAACCAUUACAUCGUCGAGCGUGGUCUUCCUGCCGAAAAAACAGUCAACUUCUUGAAGAAGGAAUACCUGGACAAGGGCAAGCUCGGAUCCAAAUGUUCCAAGGGCGGGCUCUACCCACCUGCGGAGACCAGCAAUGGCAGCUCCACGAAGCCGAAGAUACUGGUCUUGGAUAUUGGAUUGUCGGCAAAGGACCCAAGCACCAAGGCAGGCCAGAUCCUCCAGGUCUCGACGGACGGACAUGUGCAGAGGGUCCUUGCCACCGCCCAGUCCCUCCCUGAUGGCCUUGCCGUGGACCCAGCCAGCAAGAGAAUGUUUUGGACGAAUAUGGGUGUUCCUGGCAAAGAUGAUGGAGCGGUAUACUCUGCAAACUUGGAUGGUACCGACAUCCAGACAGUCAUCGCUCCCGGUGUUGUGAAUACCCCUAAGCAACUGACCUUGGACACCAAGUCAAAGAAAGUCUAUUUCUGUGACCGUGAGGGUCUUCGUGUUGUCCGCUGCAACUAUGACGGGUCAGGAUUUGAAGUCAUAGUGCAGACAGGGGACUACAAAAGAGCUGAGGACGGCCAAGAUGCCAUGAAAUGGUGUGUUGGUGUUACUGUGGCUCCCAGUCUCGGCAAGUUCUACUGGACACAGAAGGGGCCAUCUAAAGGUGGCAAGGGACGCAUCUUCUACGCGAAUAUUACUACCCCGGCGGGCCAAUCGGCAGCCAGCAGAGACGACGCUCAAUGCAUCUUGAAUGACCUUCCUGAGCCUGUCGACCUUGAGAUUGACGAGGAGUCUCGCACUCUCUACUGGACGGACCGUGGUGAGAUCCCAUUCGGAAACUCCUUGAAUCGACUUCGCCUCGACCACUUCGGCCUUCCCCUGCCCAGCAUGUCUGACAAGGGAUACGAGGUGAUCUCCAGAAACUUGAACGAAGCCAUCGGCUUGAAGUUGGAUCUUGCAAACGACAGUAUCUACUUGACUGACCUUGGUGGCAGCAUCUACAGAUGCAACGCUGAGGGUAAGCAGAGGGUGAGAUUGUACUCUGAUGAGAAUAGAGCGCUCACCGGGAUCACCUUGGCUUAA
Aspergillus thermomutatus is the source of this 1821-nucleotide messenger RNA. RefSeq lists its product as uncharacterized. The record is from RefSeq and is a predicted model, not a curated record. Gene Ontology annotation, molecular function: oxidoreductase activity, acting on the CH-OH group of donors, NAD or NADP as acceptor; NAD+ binding. The coding region runs from base 1 to 1821 and encodes 606 amino acids. The transcript is spliced from 3 exons. Gene Ontology annotation, biological process: fatty acid metabolic process. Lineage: Eukaryota; Fungi; Ascomycota; Eurotiomycetes; Eurotiales; Aspergillaceae.